Messenger RNA from Symbiodinium necroappetens, 391 nucleotides. Lineage: Eukaryota; Dinophyceae; Suessiales; Symbiodiniaceae. The record is from the annotation of a GenBank genome assembly.
GAGCCCCCUGCAAGAGAUGAUUUCUGGCGGGGUGGACGUGCCUGUCACGAAGUGGCAGCAGUUCACGAGGUACUCACCGAACAAGGUGGAGCAGCUCCCUGCAGGGCUAAGAACUAUGCGGUGGUUCUGGGACUAUGUCGCGAACCUGUCAGGAGAGGAGCGGUCUGCGCUGCUGCAGUGGAUCACCGGAUACCGGCGUAUCCCCCCAGGUGGCUUCCCCGCUCCCGUGCCUUUCAUGACGCUUCACCUGACGGAUGCCAGCCCACAGCGCCUGCCAACUGCCCACACUUGCGGGCUGCAGCUGGACCUGCCGCGAAACUAUGGCACCUACGAUGAACUGCGAAUACGGCUGAGUGACGCCAGCCGCUGCCGCCAAUUCUUCAUAGCUUAG